Messenger RNA from Staurois parvus, 375 nucleotides. Lineage: Eukaryota; Metazoa; Chordata; Amphibia; Anura; Ranidae. The record is from the annotation of a GenBank genome assembly.
GUUCACAGUAAAGAGCCAAUGAUGUUGGCUCUGUCUUGUGAUCAGUUGUGUCCAAUCACAGCUGAUUGCAUAAGGGACAUCACUGAUCAUCAGAGCACAGAUGAUCAGUGUAGCCCCAUCAGUGCCCCCUGUCAGUGCCCAUCAAUGCCACAGUGUAGCCCCAUCAGUGCCACCUGUCAGUGCCCAUCAAUGCCACAUACCAGUGCACAUCAAUGCCACAUAUCAGUGCCUACCAGUGCACAUCAAUGCCACAUAUCAGUGCCCAUCAGAGCUGCCUUUCAGUGCCAACUAUCAGUGCCAGUCAGUGACACUAUCUGCCGCCAAUCAUUGCAACUUAUCAGUGCCAGUCAGUGCCACCUACAGUGGGGCAAAAAA